GGACAAUCGAAAUGGUUAACACAUUUAUUGAAGUUGAUAUGUCAAAGUACUUUUGGUCAAAAAUUUUCCGGAUGCCCUUCAUUGCAUCUACAAAACUUUCCUCUUGACGGCUUCUAUGAGAUUUUUGUUUCAAUUCCAGUCCAUAUUUCACAAAAUAAUGAUCGUCACUCACUUUUAGGACAAACAGUUCAGGAACUUUACGUACUAAUAGCAAUCGUUCGAGCAGAAUGUAGACGCAUGUAUACCAAUGGCUUUUGUCUUGUGACUGCAAAUACGUAUACCAAAGAGGUUAGGUAUUGAAUAAAAAGACAGUGCAUAACAUAAAGGUCUAUCAAGAAGAGUAGACUAAACAUUUACUUCAUGGUGCUUUAUUCAAAUAUUUUUGAAUGAAUAAGCCGUCAGAAGGUAAUAGACAAUUUUUCAGAAAAAGUCUAGUGUUCUCAUGAUUGUUUUACUGAUAUCAUCUACCAAAAGGAAACGAAUAUCACAAUACUGGGAACAAAACUUAAAAGGUUGCUUUAGAACACACUUGCACCACAUUACCAGUUAUCCACAUAUUGAAAAUACUGAACACUUUUAUUCAAUAGAGAUGAAAAGCAAGAUAACAGAACGGUACAAACCAUUUUGUGAAGUCCGAUAUAUACAUUUCUAUAUUAAAAAGUACAUCUCACGUCGAACUUGCAAUUUAGGACAUUCAAAAAUGAUCGUUUUAGUUCGGUAAUAUCGAUGAUAAUUGUGACUUUUGUGAACUUGUGAGUUGAUCUGGGAAAACAAUAUGAAACUCAACUAUCAUGUCACCUAAACGACUGGGUUCUUUUAAAAAUGGAAGACCUUGGUGUGGAAUACGCCGAAUGGUUCCCGGUUUGAUAAUUUCAUUCAAUGGUAGGUUGAUUUGGCCUUCAUCAAUAGUAGGUAUUGGGAUGAUACCACCACAAAGUGCUUGUUUCAAGCUAAUUUUAGCGACAUAACGUACAUCACUGCCUUCACGCUUGAAAUGUUUAUGCGUUCGAUCUUUAACAACAAAAAUCACGUCAGCCGGAAUGUUGCCU
Molecule: messenger RNA, 1049 nt
Organism: Heterobilharzia americana
Lineage: Eukaryota; Metazoa; Platyhelminthes; Trematoda; Strigeidida; Schistosomatidae
Source: the annotation of a GenBank genome assembly